Molecule: messenger RNA, 3431 nt
Organism: Rosa rugosa (rugosa rose)
Lineage: Eukaryota; Viridiplantae; Streptophyta; Magnoliopsida; Rosales; Rosaceae
Exons: 3
Coding region: 511-3156 (881 amino acids)
Source: RefSeq, a predicted model, not a curated record
UCUCUCUCUCUCUUUCUUUUUCUCAGUCUGAGCAGUCAACAAGAGCUCAGUGACAGUGGCGUUGAAGAUUGUCUCCAUUCUCUGAACCUCUCUCUGGUGCUUCGUUUUCCGGUCCACCGGCUCCGGCGAAAGCGAAAGAAAACGACGCAGUUUCGGGACGCGGAUUUCGAGAACGGCUGGUUAAAAACGCGGGCGGUUUUUUUUUUUUUUUUUGGCGGUAAAAAUUCCUUGCUUUGCUUGUAGUUUACGUUGCUUCGGCCACCAAUCACCACGCUGGAUUGUUACGUUUCGGAUCUAUUUCGCAAUCCAAGAGAAUGCGAUUCCUCCAUCGUUAGAGAGAGAACUUGCUCUUUUCUCUCGGUCCCAGAAGCUUCGAGAAUUUGAGGUUGCGGAAGAGUGCGAAUUGAUAGAGCAGAUUAUGAUUACGGGCUGGCUGCUUGUGGAGCUCCAGAGCUACAAUGCAAGCUGAUGUAAAGUCCACAAAAUCAGUUUGUAGAACCUGCUGAGGAUAUGGGGUCCGUUUUAGAGCUUAAAAAUAGCUCAAAACAGCAGAACAAGAUUACCGCAGAGGACACUAUUGUGCACCCCCAAGCGAAUCGGAGAACAAAGCAUCAAGAAAAGGUGAAAGUGAGAGCUGGUGUUGGUUCGGCAGGAAAUGAUGCUCAUCACAAAGCCAGACAAGAUGGAACUGAUAGUGUCUUGGUCCAAGAAAAAUCUUUGGGAAAUCUGAAUAGGCAGAGUAGGAAGGAGAAAGCUGCCAAAGUUGAUGAGCUUGUAAGGCACAUGUCAAACUUGCCUGGUUAUCUUCAGCAUCCUGAGAGAGGGGAAAAACUGCCAGAAAAGGUUUUGAAUUUUGGAGUUCUAGAUUGGUCUCGGCUAGAAAAAUGGAAGCAUAAGCAGAAGCAUUCCCCAGGAAAAGGUAGCCAUAAUACACCUUUGGAAAAUAUUGCUGCAGCAUCUAUAUCGUCUGGUCUUGUUCGACCUGCGUCACGUCCUGAUCAACAGUCUCCACGCUGUUCUAGUCUCAAGUCAUCUCAAAAGGAUGUCCUUGCUCAGGGUGUCAAACCUUCUGCUCAGAGUGUUGUGCGCUUCCAAGACUGUGAAACCCCUUCAAAGAAUGGCAUUAAUGGGCAGAAGAAGAUACCCUUCCCCAACAGGUCUUUUGGUAGAAAUCACUCCGAUAUAAUGCUUGAUAAGGGAAAGGGAAAGAGUUCAGCUCAGAGGAUCAGUUCAGUAAGGGAAGCUGCACCAGGUUCGAAAAGUUAUGGAGUCUCAUUCGGUCAAAAGGAAGAUUUGAGCAGUUGUGACAGUCAGGCCAAGAAGACAAAGGAGUUGCAAGAGUCAGAUAUCAAGAGAAAGAAUAUUGAUGAAACGAUCAUUUCAGAAACAGGAUCUCAUUCUUCAAAAUCUCAAAGUUAUGACGUCUUACUCAGUUCAAAGGGAAAGACGAUUGCUUGCGAUGACAAAACUGAGAAAAGUGUGGAAGAGUUGCCAAAGUUAGAUAGAAAUCUAGCUCAUCAGCCUUGUCCUGUUGAAGAGAAUAACAUUGUUCUCCUUCCACCAAAGGCAUUUCCCCAAAGUAGCUCUCCAAAAGUACUCCAGCUUUCAAAACCAAGAGCAUCCUGUGAUGUGCAUUUGGCAGAAGCCAAUAAGAUUAGCUUCUCAGGUGACUUUUCUACCAGCGAGAUGGACUUUGAAGAACAAUAUUCUGAAGUUCCACAUUCAUGCCCACUGCCUUCUGCAGGGAAAAGGCUUACCAGUUCAAGUUUCGAUAUAUCCAAAACAUUGGAUCAAGAAGAUGUUGAACUGUCAACUAGAAAAGGCAGACAUCCAUCACCCAAUCGCCGAUUUAGCUUCAGCUUGGGGCGGCUUGGUAGAAGUUUCAGUUUCAAGGAAAAUGCAGCUGUACCAGAGUCAAGUUCCACAUAUAUGACUGUCAAGUCAGGCCCUGUGAGACCCGAAACUUCUGAUUGUUCAGAUAAUCCAAAGGGAGAGAAAACAAGUAGUCAUAACAGAGCUAGGUCUAGCCCAUUGAGAAGGUUGCUAGACCCAAUACUGAAGCACAAGGGGGCAAAUCCACUCCAUUCUGCUGAAGCUGUUAAGGCUAUGAAAGCAAAUCUUAAUACCUUCGUCCCUAGGUCAAUUAAUGUCAGUGAGUCGUUACAAAAAGAGAAGCGUGAGGCAUCAUCUGUCCAAGCAUUGUUGCAGUUAACGAUGAAGAAUGGACUUCCUUUGUUUAAAUUUUUGGUUGACAGGAGCAGCAACUGUUUUGUGGCAACCAUGAAAAAUUCAUCUGAGAAGGAUGAUUUUGGCCAGAACUUUACAUUUUACUGUGUGAAUGAAAUCAAGAGAAAAGUUGGCUGGAUGAGUCAAGGAAGUAAAAGCAAAAGUUGUGGCUAUGCAUACAAUGUUGUUGGUCAAAUGAAGGUUUCAACCUCUGAUUUGUCUGAUGUUAAUGGGCAGAACUUCUGCAAACAUAUAAUAAGAGAGUCUGUUUUGUUUGGUAUGGAGCUAAGACAGCAGGCAAAUCAAGAAGCACCACAAUUCAUGCUAAAUAGGGAGCUUGCCGCUGCUGUUGUCACGAUACCUAGCAAAGAUCUGAGCAAUGAGGAAACUAUGGAGAAGGGCAGCACCAAGUGUUCACCAGAGCACGGAUUGUCUUGCAACUGGGAAGACAGUAGUAUAGUCAUACUUCCAGGCGGCGUCCAUAGCUCACCAAACAAAGGAGAGCCUUCGCCAUUAAUUGCCCGUUGGAAAUCUGGUGGAUCUUGUGAUUGUGGAGGUUGGGAUGUUGGUUGUAAAUUGCGUGUUCUCUCAAACCAGAACAAGUGCCGUCAGAAUUCCAAGACAACCACAGCUUCUCCUAGUUCGGAUCAUUUUGAACUUUUCGCCGAGGGGGAAGCUCAGGAAAACAGGGCAGUCUUCAGAUUGGAACCAGGGAAGGAUGGAACCUACUCAAUCGAAUUCAAUACGUCAAUUUCUUUGUUGCAAGCAUUGUUCAUCUGUGUUGUCAUAUUUAGCAGCCAGAAGCCAUCAGAUAUGUCCGAAGCAAAAGUUUCUCAGGAGGCGACUUUGAAUGGAAAUAGUGGAAUCCAGGUGACCACGCCAUCAAAGUAUGCUCAAAAUCCACCUCACUCCCCUGUUGGGAGAGUCUAGUUUUGUGCAAGGGAAGCCAUUCUGUUUUUCAAGUCCAACCAUCAAUGGGCUUGAAAUAAACGAGGAAGCAGUAGAAGAACUCCUCGGUCUCAUAGUGAACACAAGCCAUCGUUGUGUGAAUCUGCUGAAAUUGUUUAGGGAGACUUUAACAAGAGUACCUGUUGCAGAAAAUGAGUAUGACCAUUGUGAUUCUGUUCUGGUUGUACCACUGUACCGAUAUUACCAUCUGUAAAGGAAAAAUUGUCGUUCAAUAGAAAACUCGGAAACUUUCAACA